Molecule: messenger RNA, 675 nt
Organism: Trichoderma breve
Lineage: Eukaryota; Fungi; Ascomycota; Sordariomycetes; Hypocreales; Hypocreaceae
Exons: 2
Coding region: 1-675 (224 amino acids)
Source: RefSeq, a predicted model, not a curated record
AUGUGUCUGAUCAAAUUCUACCGAUUAGACUCGGCGUCGCAAAAUUUGAUUAACUUUCAGAUAAUCAGAAAAUUCUCGAGUAGAAAACUAUCGGACAAGCCUCGAUACAUAAAGUUCCUAGACACUAUCAAGUUCAAAAAGAAGCCGUUUGUCGACUCUAAAAAUGUGGCCGCCACGCAGAACAGGAGCCAAAACACGGCCAGUGGGUUUUAUUCCACCAGCCCCAGCAUCAGCACCACAGGCACCACCAGCACCACCAGCAACAGCACCACCAGCAACAGCACCGGCAUCAACAGCACCGGCAUCAACAUCAGCACCAGCACCAGCAUCAGCAUCAGCAUCAGCACCUCCUCCUCCUCCUCCUCGUCGUUCUCACCGUUCUCGUCGCCAUCGUCGUCCUCGUCCUUCAUCACCACCACCACCACCACCACCACCACCACCACGGAUGCCACCGUCACUAUCGCCGUCGCGAUCACCGUCACCACUGUUACCUUCAUGGUUAUCGUCACCGCCGCCACUAGAGCAAGAACAAGGACAACAGGAAGCACCAGAAUUCCCGCUACUACCAUCGUGGCGUCCUCGUCCUCCUCGCCCGCCGCCUUCGCCGAGUCUUCUUCCGACAAGUCCUCCUUUCACACACAUGGCUACUCCUGUCACGAAUCCGCCUCCUCCUAG